GUCUUGGAGAGGAAGGGUGAUAUAAAAACUGGCGAUACCAAGUUUCCAAGGAGGUGCAGUCCAGGUGGAGAGAGAUCAUUCUCAACAUGGAGGUUAUUCUUCUGGUUCCCAUGCUAGGUAUGUUGCUACUUUCUUUCUCCCCCAACCUCUUCUUCUACCACUCCUUUCUCCUGGGUUUUAAUUCCUCCUUUGAUCCAUCAUAAAAGAAUCAUCUUGAUAAUUUUUUAAACUGGCUUCAGGGCUAGCAAUUGCUGAGAACACGCUCUGACCCAUAGGAGCCAACUCCUAGGAGGUGAGGGGUCUUUGGACCCCCCAACAAAAUAUUUGAGGGGGCCACCCCCCCAAGUUGAUGGGCAUUGCCAUUCAAGUGGUGUGUGUGCACAAUAUCACAGCCCUGCAGGUAUUUAAGCUUUCCUUGGGCAUAGCGCCAAGUGUCACUACUGGCCAGUUGGCACUGUGCCCAGUGGAACGCCCCCUAAAUUCCUGCUCCCUAAAUUGGCCAUUAUGGCAGCAGGAGGAUGAUCCAGCCUGCUAGAGGCCAGUUCACAAAUGAGAUACAGUGCCAGCCCGCCCGAGGAGGGCAAACAGACUUAUCAGUUGCAUCCUCACUAGUGAUAGCUGAGAAUUUAAAUUCAGUUCAUGUUAAUAGGUGAACCGACCUAAUUCACAUGUUCCCAAACAAGACAUGAAACAGAAACACAACCAUCCUUCAAAAUUCACAUUUUCCAAAUUUUGAAGGGCAGUUCUGCAGCCAAGCUACGCGUGCAAAAGUACAUGCGUACAAUAUGCAUGUAAGCAUUCUUAUGAAUGCAUGUAUAUAAAAAUAAACGUGGACGGGGGAAUCAUGCAAAAUGCAUCAUAUUAUUGAAAACCGUUUUCCACAAAAAGGCAUAUUAAGUUAAUUGGAUACAGAAAAUGCUGCAUAUUAAGAGAAACUAAAAUACUGCUGAAAUUUCAUGAGGAUUGGGGGGGCUAGAAACCAGAUGUGGAAAUGUGCGAAGCAGAACUUAACAGCUGAGUAAUGAGAAGCAGCUAGUAACCACAAAUGCUCAUCUUUCAUCCUGGACUAUGUCAUGGUGUGUAUGCAAAUAUACAAGUCUGUUAUUUCUACCCUCGUCAUCCUUUCUGUCAGAAUAAUAAACACACACAGAAAGAGAGGGGGGGCUAUGGGGCCUCUUACACUUGACAUUCUCUAGGGCUCAGCAUACCUGGUCCUCCUCUGCCUUGCUAUCACUGCCAGCGUUCACCCACUAUCGCUGUACAAGCAAGCAACAACAACAGUGAGGGAUUGACAGCAGCGCCUCCCACCUUCCUUGUGCUUCUCCUCUGGGUGGUAAUGUGGAUGAGGCUCAGAGGCAACUGGAAUGGGCAGCAGUGAUUUGGGCAGAGGGAGGAAGAGAGCCCACUGAGAGACACCCUCUUCCCAUACAGGAGGAGACAGAGAGUCCAUAAGGGGGCACUGUGGGAGCUUUGCUCAUCCCUCCUAAAGAAAAUCGAGAGCCUGGCUAGAGGUCUCUUCUUUUUAGGAACAUCAGAGCAAAAGUGUGUAAGGAUUGCCUUGGUGGAUAAGACUUGGGUAUGUGCUUUAACACUCUUUAAUUGGUAACACCAAUUGGUAACACCCAUAUGGUGCAGCCAAAGCCUGCAAAGUUGAACUUCUCAGUCGGACCAUUCCUGUGUUAUGUCCAGUCACUGCGAUACUUGGGAGAGGCCCUCUUAGUAGGUCCUUAUGCUCAUGAGGUUCAUCUUACAUGCGCUAAUAAAAGGACACCUGAGUGUGGUAGCACCUGUCCUUUUGAAGUGCCAGAAAACAUCAGGCAGAUACCUCCAGCAUCAUCAAAACUCAUCCAUCUUUCCAAGGGGGCUGAUUCAGCAUACUUGACAUUUAAUUUAUCGGACCUACUGAUUUGUGAUGCGUUUUGUACUUAUUUCAAGAAUGUGAUUUUUGUUCAUACUAUGCUCUUUACCAUAAUUAUCUUUUCCCCCGUAAUGUUGACAACAUAGUUUUGUUUUGUGGGGGCUGAAUAAUGCAUAGGGAUUUGAUGCUCCAGCCUUCCUGAAGCUAUGCAGGUCUCAGAGUCUGGUCAGUGCUUGGAUGGGAGCCUACCAACGAACCUUACAUGUGCUCCCUUGAGAUAAAUAUAACAUGUAAAUAAUCUUCAGAUCAAAUCAGUUGAAACUUCCAGGCCUAUUAAACAUGCCUCAUCCCUCCUUUUUACUUCUCUCUUUCAGUUUUCCCUCAUGUUGUUCUACAGCCAGCAUCAUCUGCAGGUAACAUUCCAACAUCUCCACAAUGAGUUGUUGAUGUGGAGAAGACAAGAGUGUCUCUAGAGAAGAACACUUUUCUUUUGUUCAACCCUUAGAGCCAACUUCCCCAACCUGGUGCCCUCCAGCUGUUUCAGACUACAACUUCCAUUAUCCUCUGCUGAUCAUACAGCAUAAAAGUAGCGAAUUUUGACAUUUUUAUUGCAGAAAUCACACUGUGAGGAAAAUCAAAUUCCACUUGUCAAAUUUGACCCACAAGGCCAAUACUGAUAAAGAUCUGGCCUGUGAUGCCAGAAAGUUUCCCACUGACCCCUAGAGCAGGACUUGUGAUAUCCAGGUUCAAAUCCCUUCUCCAGCCGUGAAGCUCAGUGCGUGAUGUUGGGCCAAUCAGUAACAGACCCUCCAAAUGUCCCUAUUUUCCAGAUAUGUCCCUGAUUCAGAGAAGCGGUCCUGGUUUCUGAUUUGAUCCUGGAAUGUCCCACUUUUCCUUAGGAUGUCCCUAUUUUCAUUGGAGAAAUGUUGUGGGGUAUGCACUAACUCUCAGCCUGACCUAUUUUACAAGGUUGUUGUGAAGUGAGGGAAAGUGUGGUGUAUGCUCAAUUGGUUUACCACAGUUUUCCCUCUUGUAUCCUGGAUGAGUACAUUCAGCGAGUGCUUAUAGGGGAUAUUCCAAAAUAUGACUGUCCACACCUGUAGUCUGAAGUGGUACAGUCCCGAAUCCCCCCACCUUAGUCUUCCUCCUCAUUUUUGUGCAAUGUUGCUCCAAGUUUCCAUGAAGAGACUGUAGAAAGCUUCUAAUUCCCAGGACAGCUUAUGUAUUGUAACAGAAUUCUAUAUACUAACAGUGAUCUCACUCUCAAUGUGUGGGUCCUAAUAUAGCGAAAACGACACCAGAAAAGGGAAGUUACCAGCAGGCACUGGGGGAACCUCACGUUUGCAGAAGUAUAAUAAAAUAUUUCAGGAAAAGCACGAGGGGGAGAAAUGGAAUGAAGCAUUCUGUAAGGGAUCUGGUCUGAAUCUCAUGGUUUGCAGAAUUUUUAAGAAGCAUGGGGGGGUGGAGUAACUUGGAAAAGAACAAGGAUAAAACAAAGCACCCCACACUGUGACAAUUCAUUUCAGGUUGCUCUUCUGUGCCUGCCACUGAGAUCCCUCUGCUUUUCUUCCAGGGGCUCUCCAACCCCCCAAACUCUCGGUACAGCCAAAUUAUCCCGAAUACUUUGAAGGUGAGAGGGUUGUGCUCAUAUGCUCAGCUUCCCCAAAUGAGACGGUGGAGGGAUACAGGUUCUUCAAUCAGGAUGGGCAACAGAUUCUCAAAAUGGCUGCCGACCCUUAUCAAAAGGGCAGACUGGAUUUUAGGGCUGAAGCAAACAACACGGGAAAUUACAGCUGUGGUUCCUGGAUGGGGAAAGCUGACACAGAGGUCACAUCUGCCCGAAGCAACUCCAUCUCUCUACAAGUGAAGGGUAGGUUUCUAGUCCCUAGGACAUCAGUGGUUUUGUGCCAGAAAACCCCUUGGGGCAUAUAUUAGUUUCCUUCCGACUUCUACUUUCAUCAGGGAAGCAGUUCUAGGGAAAGUUUUCGAUCUGCAUGGGAGAUUCAACCUGUAUUCAGAGGAGGUGCUCUGUAGGGCCAGCCUACCCAUGAGGCAAUGUGAGGUGACUCCCUCAGGCAGCAGAAUCUACAGGGGCAGCAGAUCUGGCCUCCCAAGAAUGUGUCAGCCACUGCUGCCUCCACAAUGACAGCUGUGGUGUCCUCCUUGUGGGCUGGAUCUGCCACCUACUUGGCUGCUGCCUCGCAAUGCCAACUCUAUAGCAGUCUCUUGGUGAAUUGGAGGUGCUGUUCCCAUCCAUGUUCCCUGUGUAGAUCUUCACUAGGACUAGAGAAAUGGACACCAUUUUGUGGUUUGCCUCAGGUGCCAAAUUGUCUUGGGCCAGUCUGGAUGCUCUGCUAUAGCCAUUGCAUUAACGCUGAUCAGCAGAACCUGGCCAGAACUUCAUGGACUACAGCAGCAAAUCCUAACCACACCAGGUAGCAGAAAAUACCAAUUUAUGCAGUCUCUGUGCUUAUUUUGACAGUUCUCUGCCUGUAAAGUUAUUUGAGAGGCCUGUUUUUGUGCAAGCCAUUAACUGAAUGUAGAUGGAUUAUCUGGCUGCAGAACUGCAUUGCAAAUUUCAAAGGGUGUGAGAGGUUCGGUUAGCAUGUGGUUUCAGAAAAUGCAACUGGAUCAGAUUUCUUCCCCAUCCUUUGCGUCCGUUCACCUUGUCAAAAAUUAACCUAAAAACAGACAUCUGAAUCUGCAUCCUCUCUCAAUUUCUCUCUUCCCAACCAACCAUUGCAAGCAUAUUUGAGGAGUUAGUAUAGCUGCUGGCUCUGUUACAUAAAGGAAUCUCAACCCUGGGUGUUUAUCUUUCUUUCCCAGAAGCCCCGGAAGCCCCCGCCCUCUCUUUGAACCCCAACCUCAUCAAGGACAACCUGGGCAAUUCGGUCAGCCUUGUGUGCUCAGCUCCACCUGAAACAAAGAAUCUCAAGGAGUUCCAGUUUUAUGGCGACAGGAUUAGCGUCACAGCUGUGGCUUCAUACGGCAACACCUACAUCUACAACAUGAGCAUCAUGAAGCUCAAGAAUGUGGGACUCUUCAGGUGUGGAUACAUAGUGCAUCUUUCUGGACGGAAAGUUAUUUCAAAGAAGAGUAAUCCUGUCACUGUCGUUGGACCAGGUAAUCUUUGGGUUUGUUUGUUUGUUUGUUUGUUUAUUUAUGGUAUUUACACCCCUUUGCCAAAAAAGCUCUCCCAGAGCUGCUUGGCAGGCAGGGGGGACAGUAUUAAUACCCACCCUGCCCCCAGGCUUACCUAUUUAAAGGGGGGGAAGAGUGGGAGGGAGAAGGGGAAAACAAGCUUAAGCAAACGCUCCUAAAGUUGCAACUCUUAUAAUGUAGUUUGCCCAAUCUACAAGGACUUAAGAGCAGCCUUGUUCAAAAAUUUAAAUAUCCCAGGUGAGAGGUGUUUGAUUAGCUGUUUAUUAGGGGACAGGUCCCCCUACACUUCUGAAAAAGUGCUUGUUUUGCAUUUAGGGUGGCAGUUUUAAGGAGAAAAGUUUGUGGGAUGGGUAAGCUAAAUUCUUCAGGGGAGCAAAAUCUUAUCUGACAGAAUGCCUGCCUUUAAUAAUUAUUUUAACUGUGCAGUGUAUUUUAUUCUUCCUAAUGCAUUUGUUUUAUGUAUUUUUUCAUAAUGGCUUUCGCUACACAGAUAAAUAAUAAUAUUCAUAUUCAUAUAAUACAUUUACCCUCCUCCAUUACUUAUGUCAGUGGGGGUUUCAGCCUCCCAAAAAACAAUCUGCCCUCCCCAGAUCAGACCCAGGAGCAGAGCAGGUGACCAUGUUCCAUCCAGGAGGAAGGAGUAGCUCCUACCGAAUCGUAAUUCCUCAUAAACGCUUCCCUUCUGCUGCUUGAAUUUCUCAGGCAGUCUUUGGGGAAAGCAUGAGUAAUGCUAUCUCUCAUGCUCAUGUAAUUCUCAGGUUUUGAGAUCAGGAUUAGAUAGGAACAAUGAAUCACACAGGGCAAUCCGAUAACAAUCUCACUGAUAGGAGUCUGCCAAAAUGACUAACAGGCAUUCUGAGGCCCAAACCGGAAUUACGAAGCCUUAUCUGAUUCUGAAAAAAUGGCACCCGACCUACUCAGCAAAAUGUGGCAACUUUUCAUUGUACUCUGUAGCCAACAGCUCUUUUUCCCCUUGUCUACUUAGGCACCAGAUGGGAACGGAUGUUGGCUAUUGGCGGGUCCUUCUUCACCAUCAACAGCUUCAUCUUCCUCAUCUCCCACUAUUGUUUUUAAACCACAGGUAAGUAAUGCACUUUCUGCAGAAAAUCCCCAUGGAUUAAAGGAUUUCCUUCCCCCCCACACACUUUAGGAAGAGUACUUUGGGACAGGUGUGGCCCAAAACAUUUUUUAUGGUUGGGGUGGGCGGGGGAGAGAAUGGCAUCACUGCCACCCCAGUCCAAACACACACACACAUACGUGGCAACAGUCAUUCAGAUCUUCGUAACAUCCAGAUUAUAUCACUGUAGCACGUGCUACUGAGUCUGGAAACUGCACUCUGGCUUCCAGGUGUCUGGAACAGUUGCUUCAGAACGUAGGAGCCAGAUUGUUAUCUGAUAGGAAGGAUACAGCGUGGCGUUGUCUCGUCUCCCGUGGCCGCCUCUUCACUUCCAGGGCCAUUUCAGAGUGGCGAUCUUGAUGCGGAGAGCCCUGAACCAGGUGUGAGGAACCUGGAAUCCCUCCAGAUCUAGUUGAACUCCAUCCGUCACCAACCCCCAGCCAGCAUGGCUAGUUCUUAGGGCUGAUGAAACCCAGUAAUACAGUCAAACCUCUGUUGUCAGACGUAAUCUGUUCUGGAAGCCCAUACGGCUUCUGAAAUGUUCGACAACUGAGGCACGGCUUCCGAUUGGUUGCAGGAGCUUCCUGCCCUCAAGCGGAAGCCGUUUCGGACGUUCGGCUUCCGAAAAACAUUCAAAAACUGGAGCAUUUACUUCCGGGUUUUGGGCGUUUGGGAGCCAACCCGUUCCAAAAUGGAGGUGUUUGGGAUCCAAGGUUUGACUGUAGCUGGAAAACCACAGGCUCCAAACUAGCCUCCCUCCCUCUCUCUCUCUCUCUCUCUCUAGCUUCAAGUUAUUAUUUUUGCUACUGUGUGUUGUCAAAAUCUGUCUGAAUUGGUCUGACUCUGAACUCAUUCCACUGCAAAUGUCACGGGAUUUGGAGUCAGGGAAGGAAAGGGUCUUCCUGUGUUGAAUUUUUGCUCUGAUGUUAUCAUCCAGGAAAGUCUCUCAUCAUUUGCUAUUUUUAAAAAUCAUUUUCAGGUCUCCUCUGCAGAGGACUGAAAUAGCCCCUUUGCCUGGCUGAUUGCAGUUCUACCCUUAUCAGCUUCUCUUCAAUAAGAUUGUGAUAUAUUGCUUCAUUCAUCAAAUGAACUCACUUCCCCCACAAAUCACAUUUCACAGAGGGAAAACCUGGAUCCUCCCAUCAUGAAAAGAGAUUGUUUUGAUGGUGUUUCAUUUUACGGACAUUAUUACAUUUGUAAACACAUAUUACCGAUUCCAUUAACUUGAGCAAAACAAUUUUAAUAUUCUUUUAAGAAAGAGAGAGAAAGGAAAAAUCAACAGCACCACAGUAGUUUCAAUUAAAAUAGAUUUUGAGCUUUGUUAUGGGAAACUAGCAUGCUCUCUUUCAAUCAAACCCUUCUUUUUAAUGAAUUAUUUCUAAAUCUGCAUACUAAUAAAUACAGUUUGUAUUCCACAA
Molecule: messenger RNA, 7555 nt
Organism: Podarcis lilfordi (Lilford's wall lizard)
Lineage: Eukaryota; Metazoa; Chordata; Lepidosauria; Squamata; Lacertidae
Source: the annotation of a GenBank genome assembly